GGAAGUCAGAUGACGUUGCAAUAUGUGAGUGAAAUCUGACCCGGAAAGGAUAUCGAACUACAGUAUCCUGCUAAUCCAGAGAAUAUCUUAGACAUCUGGAAUUGUUUACUGUAUGCAAGACUGCAUAUAACCAGUAAAACGCAAAUUUCGUUAUUUCCUUUCCAGAUUUUUAGCAAAAUGGUGAUCAAAGUGUUUAUUACGAACAUUUCUAGCAGUACUGAUAUCAAGAAAAAGCAGCGUGAAUUACUGGCAACAUUAGAAAGUUUAAAAAUAGAGUUUGAACAAGUAGAUAUCUCGGAUCCUGCGAAUGAAGAGGAAAAGAAGUUCAUGAGGGCCAACAGUAAGCCCAGUCAAGAAGGCAAAACACCUCUCCCUCCUCAAGUUUUCAGCAAUGAGGAUUACUGUGGGGAUUUUGAUGCAUAUUCAGAAGCCAUUGAAGAUAAUACAUUGUACGAAUUUCUUAAACUUGCUCCACCAAAGGAAGUUUCCCAAGCAUCUGUUACAGUGACAGGGGUAGAAGAAGAAAAGAAAGAUGAGGAUGAGAGAGAGAAAGAUUCUGAGGAGAAGGCCAUUUUGAUUGAGGAUGUUGCUGCUGAAGAAGCAAAGAAAACAGAGGAGGAUUCAAAAACAGAGGAAAAAGCAGAUCAGGAGGCAAGUGAAAAAGAGACUGCACCAUCAGAGGAAAAAGUGGAAGUUGAAAAGUCAGAGCUUGAAGCAGGAUCACCAAUAGAGGGUGCUGAAGAGACAGCAUUGGAAGAGGUGAAAGAAGGAAAUGAGGAAACUAGCAAGGAGGAGGAGAAACCAUUGGAUAAAGAGGCAGAGGACCCACAGGAAAAAGAGGCAGAAAAGUCUGAGGCAGAUGAAACGGACCAAUCAGCCAGAGAGGCUCCAUCUGUAAGUUGCAUGGAAGAGAAAUCAGACAUUAAGAUUGAAGAAAACGAACAAGAUACUGAGGCACCUGUUGUCAUGACCACUGAUGACAAUGAAGAGACAGAUAAGGUAGCAGUUGUUUUGGAUGAUGAUGAACCCAAACAGGAGGAAGAAAAACAAACUAUUGAUGAAACAAAGCAAAAAGACAUGGAGUCUGCUGAAGAAAACGAACAAGAUACUGAGGCACUUGUUGUCAUGACCACUGAUGACAAUGAAGAGACAGAUAAGGUAGCAGUUGUUUUGGAUGAUGAUGAACCCAAACAGGAGGAAGAAAAACAAACUAUUGAUGAAACAAAGCAAAAAGACAUGGAGUCUGCUGAAGAAAACGAACAAGAUACUGAGGCACUUGUUGUCAUGACCACUGAUGACAAUGAAGAGACAGAUAAGGUAGCAGUUGUUUUGGAUGAUGAUGAACCCAAACAGGAGGAAGAAAAACAAACUAUUGAUGAAACAAAGCAAAAAGACAUGGAGUCUGCUGAAGAGGCUAUAACAGAGGAAAAAUCUGAUGAAACUGAGCCACUUGUUAUAACAGAGGAAAAUGAUGUGAAAGAAACUGAAACUGAGGAACCUGUUAAGGAAGAAUCACAACCUGUCAAAGAAGAAGAACCAGUUAAAGAAGAAGAACCAAUUAAAGAAGAAGAACCAGUCAAAGAAGAAGAACCAGUGAAGGAAGAAGAACCAGAGUCAGUCCAAGAGGAAGCCAAAACAGAAGAGAAGGAAGAAGAAAUAGACUUCUGGGCACAACUUGGUAAAGAUGAUGAUGAUUUUAGUAAGAAGAAGCCUGCCCCAGUGGUAGAACCAAAGGAGCCAAGUCCAGUACCAGAGACAAAGGAAGAAGCUCCAACAGUUGUAGAAGAUGAGGAUGAUGACUCACUGGAGGCCAGGAGGAGGAGAAGGCGGAGGGAGAGAGAGGCCAAAGAGACUGCUGAUGCAGAACCAUCAGAGGACAGUGUGGAGGAACGCCGCCGUAGACGCCGCGAGGAGAGGAUGGCCAGGGAGGAAGUCGAUUCCACUGAGGUGGAGAGUGCUGCCGAGAGGAGAAGGAGACGUAGGCGUGAGAUGGCUGAUGAUUAGGUAACCACUGCAUGAGGGGUGUGUCCAGGAUUGUGUCAACUAAUCAAGCAUCUGAAACAAAUAACAUAUAGCUAGAUUGUCUACAUACACAAUCUGACAACAUUUAACAUUUGGUGAAGAAAAGGCAUGACAUCCUCUUCUUUGUUGUAAGGGGAUGUUUCACAGAUUUAACAUAGAACUAAGUGAUUUGGAUCCAUAAGCAUGCCAGACUAAUGACCUGAUAAUACAUGCAUAAGUAUAUGCAUAACCAGGCACGAUUCGUGAUGUAUAUAGAUUGAUAAAUGUGUGCAUAUAAUCUAUUAUGUCAAGCAUGCUUUGAGUGAAGAUGGUAUGUACACUACAUGAAUCUAUGGCAGAGUGUGCUGAACACUGGCUGUGGUAGAAUGGAAUGUCCACCCAGAAGACCAAAGGUAGUAGUGCAUGGUUGGCUGUGUUUUAGAUGUGUACUGCAUUGUGGGGUGCUCCGAGAAGCUAUGCACUCCAGAUCCAAGAACUUAGUACUCUGCACCGGUAGUUUUACACAUGUACUAACAAAUCUCACACAGUGUGGAAUGGUUACGAGAGGAACUGAUAA
Messenger RNA from Ostrea edulis (European flat oyster), 2578 nucleotides. Its product is annotated as probable serine/threonine-protein kinase kinX. The record is from RefSeq and is a predicted model, not a curated record. NCBI's taxonomy places the organism in Eukaryota, Metazoa, Mollusca, Bivalvia, Ostreida, Ostreidae. Gene Ontology annotation, cellular component: cytoplasm. Bases 178 to 2004 code for a protein of 608 amino acids. The transcript is spliced from 25 exons.